ACUCUCUCACGCACUGUGGCUAUGAGUUUGUCUCAACUCUGAAUCACUAAUCUCUUUCUGUAAACCACCCAGCUUAGCUACUCAUUUUAAUUCAUCACUAUCUAUAUAUACUGAAAUCCAAUUCCCAGGAAGAAGAAGAUGGGAAAGCGUACUGGAGGUGGAUCGAUUAUGAGAAGAACAAGCAGCAUGAGCGGCAUGAACAUAGACGCCAUAGACGCCCAGCUUAGCAACACAGAAACCCAUCAGGAAGCAUCUUCUGAAGAUCCCAUGGAAAUACCUCACUUUCUUAGAAGCUGCCGUCUCUGCAACCGCCGUUUAGCCGCCGGUCGAGACAUCUACAUGUACAGAGGGGACACAGCAUUCUGCAGUUCAGAGUGCAGGGAGGAGCAGAUGAAGCAAGACGAGAGAAAAGAUAAGUGGAACAAGAAUAAGGUCACCUCCUCCAAGAAACAGAAAGACUCUCCUACUCCUUCUUCCACCAAAAGUCAGACUGUUGCUGCUGCUUGAAAGAAGAAAAUUUAGCCACAGAAUUUCCGUCGCUAAUCAGUUUAGUGAAGGAGUUCUGCUGCUAAUCAAUUAGUAUCGCUAAAUUCUAUGGCUAAUUCGAUGUUUUUUUCGUAGUAUAAAAAUCUAUCUUCUCCCUCGUCCUUUAUCUCUCUCCAUCCAUUUGAAUGGCUGCUCUAAUUUUCCUACUUGAGAUCCAUCCAUCAUUAUAUCUUAUAUCUGCCUUUGAUUUGUAUAAUUACUUCCUUUAAUUAAUCUGAAGUCAGUUUUCUGCAGUUUCCC
Neltuma alba is the source of this 786-nucleotide messenger RNA. Its product is annotated as FCS-Like Zinc finger 3. Bases 139 to 507 code for a protein of 122 amino acids. The transcript has 2 exons. Lineage: Eukaryota; Viridiplantae; Streptophyta; Magnoliopsida; Fabales; Fabaceae. The record is from RefSeq and is a predicted model, not a curated record.